This is a messenger RNA of Nomascus leucogenys (northern white-cheeked gibbon), 2264 nucleotides long. It is a transcript of the gene UPRT, whose product is annotated as uracil phosphoribosyltransferase homolog. Bases 197 to 1042 code for a protein of 281 amino acids. The transcript is spliced from 7 exons. The record is from RefSeq and is a predicted model, not a curated record. Lineage: Eukaryota; Metazoa; Chordata; Mammalia; Primates; Hylobatidae.
ACGUCUGGUGUGGGCGGGAGUGAUCCAAAGUGUGCUUGAGGAAACCAACAGCGGCCUUGGGGUGAAAGGACAGCCAGGGUUAGAUGUUCUGAGGAGGCGGGAGCAACCGAGAGAGCACGUAAGCAUCUGUCCUUUCUACCCGUUCCUCUUUAUCUUUAGUGUUCGGUAGCAGCAGCGAUAGCCCAGGGCCCGGUGUAUGGCCACGGAGUUACAGUGUCCUGACUCCAUGCCCUGUCACAACCAGCAAGUAAACUCUGCCUCAACCCCAAGUCCCGAGCAGCUGCGACCUGGCGAUCAGAUCCUGGACCACCCAGGGGGAAACAGAGCCUCCAGGGCCAAGGUGAUUCUCCUCACGGGGCACGCCCAUUCUAGCCUGCUGGCCGAGCUGGACGCUGGGGCCUGCGGCGGCUCCAGCCUCAACUCAGAGGGCAACAGUGGUAGUGGUGACAGUAGCAGCUAUGACGCACCAGCUGGCAACUCCUUCCUAGAGGACUGCGAACUCUCCUGGCAGAUCGGGGCGCAGCUUAAGCUGCUGCCUAUGAAUGAUCAGAUCCGGGAGCUACAGACCAUCAUCCGGGACAAGACAGCCAGUAGAGGUGACUUCAUGUUUUCUGCGGAUCGUUUGAUCAGACUUGUUGUGGAAGAGGGAUUGAAUCAGCUGCCAUAUAAAGAAUGCAUGGUGACCACUCCAACAGGGUACAAGUAUGAAGGAGUGAAAUUUGAGAAGGGAAAUUGUGGGGUCAGCAUAAUGAGAAGCGGUGAGGCAAUGGAACAAGGUUUACGAGACUGCUGUCGAUCCAUACGAAUUGGAAAGAUCCUGAUUCAGAGUGAUGAGGAGACACAAAGAGCCAAAGUAUAUUAUGCCAAAUUCCCCCCAGACAUUUACCGGAGAAAAGUCCUUCUGAUGUAUCCAAUUCUCAGCACUGGAAAUACUGUAAUUGAAGCUGUAAAGGUUCUUAUAGAACAUGGAGUUCAACCCAGUGUUAUCAUCCUACUCAGUCUGUUCUCCACUCCUCAUGGUGAGUUCAGCAUGAGGCAGUAACUAGGGCUCCAUAUAGUCCUGAGGUGGGUGCCAAAUCAAUCAUUCAGGAGUUUCCAGAGAUCACAAUUUUAACUACUGAAGUUCAUCCUGUUGCACCUACACAUUUUGGACAGAAAUACUUUGGAACAGACUAAGUUAUUUAAGUAAAAUAAUUAUCUUGUGUAAUAUUACAAUCAUGUUUUAAUUUUCUAUUUGUUUUACUGAUUCAAUUGAGGGUGGCAGAGAAAAAUGUGUUAAAAUGCUUUUUAGUUUUGGAAGUGGGUAUAUUUGAGGUUAUAUCUCAUUUAGUUAUUUGUUUACUGUUGGCACCGAAUUCAACAAUGAAGUAUAUGUAAUUCUUACAAAACAUAAAUUUUAAUAAUAUUCUAAUGCAAAUUACUGAAUCCUCAGUGCAUUAAAAUUAUUUCCUAAUUUAUGAGCCUCUUAGUUUGGAGGUUGCUUGAAGCCACAAAUAAAACUCAAAUGAGAGUCAGUUCUUUGUCCCACUGUAGUUUGCAUUUUGUUUAGUUUGGUUUUAGCUCUGGUAAGGUUUCAUAUAUGUGGCUAUUGCCACAUUCCUCUACUGUUUUCUUUCUGAUACUGGACAUGCUAGUAACUUGGAGAGGAGAAUAAAAGAAUGUCUCCUGGAAUUUUACAUUCCCAUUAAUGUCCUCAUUCAAUUGGCAGACCUAGGAUGUAUGGUUAACUCUCAGGCCAUUAUGUUCUUCAUGGCUCAUUUCCCAAACUGCAUUGUUGGUAGGUGCCUUGCUAAGCUGUAAUGCAGUGAAGAAGAUAGUGGGGCAUUUUUAGUAAUUGGAACUGUAACAUUAAUUUACAAGAUUGAACCGGGGAUGUCUGGAUGCUGACAAGGGAGAGCCAAGUACUGUUAAUGCCAUCAAUUCUCUAGGAAGGUAUUGGUGGUUUUUCUGAAGUGUGGGAGAAAGGGUGGUUUCUUGCUGGAUUUCAUGGCCAGUAAGUAAAUUUAAAUGCUUCAUUUUUAAUUUGGAUGUUUCUGCUAGAGACCUUUGAUUUGGAAAUUAGUUAUUUUGCAUGUUUGUCAACUGUGUAUGUAUUAAAAUAGAAAAAAAACCAUGCUUUUUAUAAAAACCCCCAAGAUUUGUAUAUGUUCCUCUUUAGGCUUCUGAAAGGGAGAGAAACCAUUUUGGAAAUCAAUGAUGGUGUUCUGAAAUCUGCUUGUAAAACUGAUCUCAUUUUACAUUGAUAUUAAAACAUUUUAACAGUG